This is a messenger RNA of Chrysochloris asiatica (Cape golden mole), 1101 nucleotides long. RefSeq names its product ring finger protein 32 (gene RNF32). NCBI's taxonomy places the organism in Eukaryota, Metazoa, Chordata, Mammalia, Afrosoricida, Chrysochloridae. The transcript is spliced from 8 exons. The record is from RefSeq and is a predicted model, not a curated record. Gene Ontology annotation, molecular function: protein binding. Bases 1 to 1101 code for a protein of 366 amino acids.
AUGUUAAAAAAUAAGGAUCAUUCAUCCAAAAAAGAUAAUUUAGCCGUUACUGCAGUUGCUUUACAAGAUCACAUUUUACAUGAUCUUCAACUUCUAAAUCUUUCAAUAGCAGAUUGUUCUAAGACAAAGGUGCAAAAAAAAGAAAACAGAUCCAAAUCUUUAAAAAGAGAGGCAAAAGCAAUAAUUGAUACUGGACUUAAAAAAACUACACAGAGCCCCAAAGUGGAAGAUCCAGAAAAAGAAUAUGUUCUUGAUCCAAAGCCUCCGCCAUUAACUUUAGCACAGAAGCUAGGUCUAUUUGAGCCUCCUCCAUUGCCACUAUCAGCAGAUGAAUGGGAAAAAGUGAAGCAAAGAUCUACCAUGCAAGGGGAUUCUAUGCAUCCAUGCCCAAUCUGUAAAGAAGACUUUGCACUUCAUCCCCAGGUGCUGCUUUCAUGUUCCCAUGUCUUUCACAGAGCAUGCCUGCAGGCUUUUGAAAAGUUCACAAAUAAAAAAACCUGCCCUCUCUGUAGAAAGAACCAAUAUCAAACCAGAGUGAUUCAUGAGGGAGCACGAUUAUUCAAAAUCAAAUGUGCAACAAGAAUCCAAGCCUAUUGGAGAGGCCAUAUUGUUAGAAAGUGGUACCAAAACCUGAGGAAAACAAUACCGCCCAAAGAUGCUAAGUUAAGGAAAAAAUUCUUUGAAGAAAAGUUCACAGAAAUCAGUCAGCGAAUACUAUGCUCAUAUGAUACAAACAUAGAUGAGCUCUUUUCAGAAAUUGAUCACUGCUUAGCUAUAAAUAGAAGCAUUCUUAAGCAGCUGGAGGAAAAGUGUGGCCAGGAAAUUACAGAAGAAGACUGGGAUAAAAUUCAAAUUCAGGCGCUGCGUCAGGAGAUCUACGAAUGCUCCAUCUGCCUCACCCCACUCUCAUUUCAGAGCAAUUUCCAAAGUGCAUCUUCAGGGGAAAAUCCUAACCAGCAUUCUCGUGAGACUGUCCUCUUGUCUUGCUCACAUAUGUUCCAUAACACCUGUCUUGUCGCUUUAGAAGAAUUUUCCUUGGGAGAGAUAUACACUUGUCCCCUAUGCCGCUCUUGCUACCAAAAGAAAAUUCUUGAGUGCUGA